Messenger RNA from Dentiscutata heterogama, 257 nucleotides. Lineage: Eukaryota; Fungi; Glomeromycota; Glomeromycetes; Diversisporales; Gigasporaceae. The record is from the annotation of a GenBank genome assembly.
CAUUGUGUGAUAAAUUCUCUGGUGCUUGUUCUUGGGCACUUUUGGUGUUAUGUGGGGUGUUUGUCCUUGAACACUUUCAGCAUUAUGUGGUGAAUUCUUCUUGGCAAUUUUGGCAUUGUGUGGUGAAUUCUCUGGUGUUUUUCUUGAAUGCUUUUGGUGUUAUGUCUAUAAAUUCUCCAGCAUUUGUCCUUGGGCACUUUCGGCACUAUGAUGAAUUCUCUGGUUAUUUUGAUGAAUUCUCUGGUGGUUGUUCUUGA